Molecule: messenger RNA, 4505 nt
Organism: Paramormyrops kingsleyae
Lineage: Eukaryota; Metazoa; Chordata; Actinopteri; Osteoglossiformes; Mormyridae
Gene: gtf2ird1
Product: GTF2I repeat domain containing 1
Cellular component (GO): nucleus
Molecular function (GO): DNA-binding transcription factor activity
Source: RefSeq, a predicted model, not a curated record
CCGGCUUAUUGUUCAGCGUUACAAAGUAACAUCGCGGGCUGCUGCUGCUGCUGCUGCGGCCGGCCGUCGCUUUUUUUGCGCUUUACGAUCGACUUUACAGUGUCAUCGGCUGAGAUCCAAUAUAUUACAAAUAUUAUAUAUUUGCAAUCAAAUAUAUUACAGUUGACGUUAAGCUUUUGGAAAAAAAUCAUUCGGUGGCGACGGGAUAAAGGCGGUCCGUGUGUAUGAUGGGCAUGAUCGCGACGCGACGUUCAGCAUUCGUAAAUGUUAAUGUCACUAAAAAAAUCACUAAAAAGCAAUAAAGCGGAGUGCAGCUGCCGCCAACGAAGGCGCGUUUCUGUACAUUAAAAUAUUUAACGCUUGACGUUAACGAUCUCCGGGCCUCGACAAAAAUAAUAUUAACCGCGUAGCUUUUCAGUUUUGUACACAGCCUAACACUUCUAAUUCUGAAUAGUUUUAACUUGUUCGGUAUAAAAGUUUUAAAAUUUAUUUAGUCCAUUAGUAUGUCAAAUUAAUGCUGGCAGUGUAAAAUCGAUGGACUUAAGUAUUGUGUGUCUAACUGUAUGUAUUCGUGUUUUAUACAUGUUUUACCUGGUAUUAUGUGUUAUGAGACGCUCCUUUACGUAACCACUGCAUGUUUUGGCCAGAUGCAAACACAAUGUUACUCGUCCGCUAUAAAUAACGUUUGUAGUGGGAAAAUAGUUGCAUACAUUUAUGUGGUUUGGUGCUAUAUAGGAAACACAAGCCACCGAUCAUAAUUGUGUCAUUUAUAAAAUAUGACAGUAAAGAGUAUAAAUGAUUUUAAAGAGCAUGAGACAGGUUGGUGUUUCGUUGGUGACACAAAAUGGUAAUUAAAAAGCUAAAAGUCAGCGGUCGGCGUUGAACUGAAUGAUCAGCAUUCAGCAGCUUUAUUUAAACAGCCAGAACCUCCUGUUCAGGGUUUAUAGCGAAGCAGAUCGCCGUGUAUCGAUGUCAAACACAAGCUUCUUAGGGGAAAACCGCUCAGGAGGCCAUGAUACCCUUCCAGGUCACCGUAAUGUCACCAUAUGGAGAAUGAUUCAACAAGUCACUAUCCCCGCACUGUCAACCGAGGGGGGAAAGUCACCAGGAGCGAGCACAGAUUGUCCGGAUGACGUUUCCUGAAGCGUCCACCAUUUACGGCAUUAUCUUAUCUUAUUUCCUGUAAAUCAGGGUGUGGUAAUGUGUUUUCAGUGGCCAUGGCACACGCGCGGAAGCCGCCGUGUGAUGGGAUGCAAGCCGGCCCCCGCGCUGAGCUGCGGCUUCCCCAGGUGUCUGCCAGACAGGAGAUCCUCACCAGCCUGGUGUCUGCCCUGGACUCCGUGUGCACGGCCAUGUCCAAGCUAAAUGCGGAAGUAGCAUGUGUCACGGUGCAUGAGGACAGCGUGAUCGCCGUGGGAACGGAGAAGGGCAGGGUCUUCCUCAACUCCCGGAAGGAGAUCCAGACCGACUUCCACAAGUUCUGCAGAGUGCCCUGUCUGCAGACUGUACCCUCCGUAAACACCCACACCAAAGUCUCGGAAAGCGACACCAGUAAAGUCAGUAAGGAAGCAGCACACAUUGCGCUGAGAGGCCCUGUGGACACCCACUCCAACACCUCCAUCCUCAGGAAGAUGGUGGAGGAAGUCUUCAGCGUGCUUUACAGUGAGGCUGCUGGGAAGAGCAGCCUGGUCCCUGUGCCUUAUGAGUGGAUCCUGAAGGACCCCAGUUCCGUGUCUGUCCAUGGCCUACCCGAUGGGAUCUCCCUGCGAAAGCCCACUGAAUAUGACACCAAGACCUUAAUGAAGAUCUUGGAGCAGAGCAAUCGCAUCCGCUUCACGGUCAAAAGAACGACGGAGGAGCCAUCCCGGGAUGUCCAGCCCUGCCCAGAAGUCAACCACAUCUCCUCUGUUGGCAAAAACCUUGCCAACCACGUCCCCGUUAAGGCUGGUGGCCAGGAGGCUACUGCUGCUGCCACCAGCGGCUCCAGACUCUUCGGCUUCCUGUACGGGAUGCCCAUGUCCUCACAGGGGCACACCGACGGCAAGAUGGAGUCCAAGCCCACCUCCCUCUACAAUGUCGGCAAAGAGCGGCAAAGCGCGUGGUCGUCGGGGGCUGAGAAGGCGACGCCCACUAAGGACUGUGCCGACGGCGGCGACCGGCUGGGGGUCCCAGGUGAUGUGGCCCAGAGCCCCACAGGUCUGCACUUUUCCAAGAGGCUCCUGUUUUCCAUAGUGCAUGAGAAAUCAGAGAAAUGGGACACGUUCAUUCGGGAGACGGAAGACAUCAACACGUUGCGGGAAUGCGUGCAGAUCCUGUUUAACAGCCGCUAUGCUGAAGCUUUGGGUCUAGACCACAUGGUUCCUGUUCCAUACCGGAAGAUCGCGUGUGACCCGGAGGCAGUGGAGAUCAUUGGGAUUCCAGAUAAGAUCCCCUUUAAGAGGCCAUGCACAUACGGAGUGCCCAAACUCAAGCGUAUCCUGGAGGAGAGGCACAGAGUGCGCUUCGUGGUCAGGCGGAUGUUUGAUGAGAGGAUUUUCACAGCUGCUGGAAAGAUGUGCAAGGAGGAGCUGCCCUCCAUGACAGAGGACGCUUUCCAGGAUGUCCCCCGGGUCCAGCUGCCGGCUUUGGAAGGGUCUGCCAAUGCUCAGAGCAGCAGAUCAACCAGCUCCUGUGUAAGUCCGCUAGCAGACUGUGAACCAGGGCCUUCUGCCGAUUGCGUUCCUGUGAAAAAGAUUAAAACUGAGCCGCCGGAUGGAGAAAUCAUCCAGGUGACAAUCCCGGACACCAGCGUCUCUGUGGAGGAGCCCAGCGAGCCUCUGGUCGACUCCGCGGCCCCUGACAUGCACCCCCCAGAGGUCGUUGCAGCUGGGUCAGCAUCACCUAAACUGGCAUCCAGUUUGCCCCAAAGAUCUGCUGAAGAGGACCUCGGCGAGAUGAUUUUGCACCUUCGCAAGCAGGUGGAGGGUCUGUUCAACGCAAAGUAUGCUGAAGCUUUGGGCCUCCCAGAACCCACGAGAGUGCCCUACUCCAAGUUCCAGAUGUACCCGGACGAUCUGUACGUGACUGGUCUCCCAGAGGGCAUGUCAUUCCGGCGCCCCAACUGCUUCGGCGUGAACAAACUGCGGAAAAUUUUGGAGUUGGGCAGCCAGAUCCGCUUUGUCAUCAAAAGACUGGACCUGUUAACCGAUCCAAUCAAGCAUGAUGCCCCCCUCAAUGCAACUGUUAACCCAGACAUGGACUCUAAGGAUAAUGUUCUAGAAGAUACCGGAACGGCACUGAAAAGACCAGGAUACUCUGACAACCUGGAGGCCAAGUUGUCCAGAAUCGAUCUGGCCAACACUCUGAGGGAGCAGGUCCAGGAUCUGUUCAACAGGAAGUACGGUGAGGCCCUGGGCAUCAAGUACCCGGUGCAGGUACCCUAUAAGCGCAUCAAGAGCAACCCCGGCUCCGUCAUCAUCGAGGGGCUUCCCCCGGGGAUCCCCUUCCGAAAGCCGUGCACCUUUGGUUCCCAGAACCUGGAGAGGAUCCUAGCGGUGGCCGACAAGAUCUCCUUCACAAUCACCAGACCAUUCCAAGGACUCAUCCCCAAACCAGCUCCGCGGCGGAUCACGCUGUUAAAGAAGGCCUACGCGUCGAUAAAGGAUGAGGAGGAUGUGAACCGCAUGGGGGAGAAGGUCAUCCUCCGGGAGCAAGUCAAGGAGCUCUUCAACAAGAAAUAUGGAGAAGCUCUCGGCUUGGAUCGCUCUGUCCUGGUGCCGUACAAACUGAUCCGUGCCAGUCCGGACUCUGUGGAAGUUUCUGGUCUUCCGGAAGAUAUUCCCUUCCGCAACCCUAACACUUAUGACAUUGUGCGCUUGGAGAAGAUCCUCCUGGCACGGGAUGACAUCACCAUCAACAUAAAGAGCCAGUUACAGCCUUUUGCAGAAAUUUGCACCCAGACGUGUAACACAGGUAAGGGGGGGUCCAGCAGCAGCCGCCGCAAACGCAAACGGGUGCCGGAUGGUGCUCAGGCAGCCACGCCCCCGGGGGCAGAGUCUGGAGUAUCGACCAGUCAGAUUCCUGUGAUGCAAUGGCCCAUGUACAUGGUGGACUACAGCGGCAUGAACGCGCAGGUGCCCGGCAAGGUGCAGUACUAGUGGCCGGGAUGUGCGUCUGCUCAGGAUGGACAGAUGACUGGGAGGAGGAUGUCAGUUCAGUAUUUACAGCCACAUCUUCCAGUCCUCGUCCCCGUGUAGUGAUGUUCAUGUAGCAAACCCCCCAUCCCGAUGGCCAAAAGGAAGGGGGGGGGGGGAGCAACUGAGAUCUUCAGAGAUGAUGUGAUGGAGCCCUUUACACUCUGAGGGUGCUGGAUUCAUGCUUGUGUGCUGUUGUUAAAGAGCAAAUUGAAAUGAACUCUGUGCUUAAGAUGUACUCAUUGGCAGAAGCUCCCUUGCCAGUCUCUGGCCUCUGCAUCUCCACGGAAACCUCUGAAUGCCUGGUCUAUCAUACAGUUUGUUGAAAAUGUU